This is a messenger RNA of Penicillium canescens, 732 nucleotides long. Its product is annotated as mitochondrial 37S ribosomal protein mS41. The transcript has a single exon. The record is from RefSeq and is a predicted model, not a curated record. Bases 1 to 732 code for a protein of 243 amino acids. Gene Ontology annotation, cellular component: mitochondrion. NCBI's taxonomy places the organism in Eukaryota, Fungi, Ascomycota, Eurotiomycetes, Eurotiales, Aspergillaceae.
AUGGCGAUGCGCAAUUCGCCGCUCAGCGGCCUGUCAUCGCGCUUCUUCAAGACCGUCCGCACUACCAACCAAUUCAUUCGCCCAUUCCACAAAAAGACCACUCCUACCGUGCCAUCUCCGACCCCUUUCGUUCCCGAUGUCCCGACCUUCCUCACCUUGAUCGGCCGCGAAAUGUCAAAGCAAGCGAGCAAGAUUCCCUCAUGGGAGGACCUUUUCACCUACAACUCGAACCAGCUCCGCGAAGCUGGCGUUGAGCCCGCGCGCCAGCGCCGAUACCUCAUCCGGAAGCGCGAGAAGUUCAGGCACGGUCUGUACGGCCCCGGCGGUGACUUAGUAGAGGUGGUUGAUGGGGUUGCACAGCUGCGCGUUGUCCAAGUGCCUGCUGGAUCAACUGGCUUGACAGAGGAAGGUGAAGGCUCGGAGGUGAAAGCUUCAGCUACAUUGUCACCCGGUAUGGUGAAAACUCUUGUCAACAUGGCACCUGAUGCCACCACUUUCAAGCCGAGCAAGAAUUACGAGUUCAAGAAAUUCGCGCACAUGAGAAUUCACCGUGGGACUAGUCCUAAAGGUCCAUACCUUCAACCUUUGAAGGGUAGCAAUGGCACUGCUGCUACCAUCUCGGUUCAGGAAGGCAUGUGGGAGGACAAGCGCGGACACAAGGUUGAUGGUGGUGAGCGACGACGCAGGGAGGUCCAGAACAAGAAGAGACUGGAUGAGAGGAGAAAGGCAUAA